AUGGAAGAAAAAGUGCCAAUGGAUCCAGAGGACAACGAAGAAACCGAGGAAGAAGAGAUGGAUGCUGAUGAGGACGAAGAAAGUAGUACAGACGAUUCCGAUGAAGAUGAGUUGGAAAAGGAAAAAAUACGCUGCCUAGAAGAACAGAUCCGAAGUUAUCCCUUCAAUUACCAGCCUCAUGUGGAAUUGAUUGAACUUUUACGCCAAGCUGGGGAGUUGAACCGAUUGCGAACUGCUCGAGAGCGCAUGAAUGAUAUCUUCCCUCUGACAGAAGAAUUAUGGAUGGAAUGGGCCAUUGCUGAUUAUCUUUCUGUUGAUAUUUGGCUGGAGUAUGCUCAGUAUACCAUUGGUGGUAUGGGUGAGUCAGAUGGUAUCAAUCUGGUGAGGUCGGUAUUUGAUCGGGCUGUAUCUGAAGUUGGGUUGCAUGUUACCAAGGGUUCCAACAUUUGGGAUGCCUACAGAGAGUUUGAGAAUGCCAUUUUGGCUGGACUCAAGCCUGAAUCUUCUGAAGGUACAGACUCUACUUACCUUGAACAGAAGGAACGUCUUUUGUCUCUUUUUAAACGACAACUCUCUGUGCCUCUGUUAGACAUGAAAGAAACGUACAAUGAAUUUAAAGUUUGGUUUCCCGAUGAAGGAUCUGAUAAGGCAAUUCAGCAAUUGUAUCAACAGACUUUGAGCAAAUUGGAAAAACUUCGACCUCUGGAAAAAGAAUUGGAUUCAGCAGAUGAAUACAUGGCCAAGAUGGAAGCUUACUAUAAAUAUAUAGAGUAUGAAAUUAGCCAGGAUGACCCAUCUCGUAUACGGAGCAUCUAUGAACGAGCCAUCACAUUUGGAUGUUUAGAUGCUGAACUUUGGCUUCAAUAUACUCGAUACUUGGACACUAAACUUCCUAUAAAGAAAGUAGUGUUGUCAACCUAUGAACGUUCGGUUCGAAAUUGCCCUUGGAAGGCUGAGCUUUGGGGUCGUUAUAUCCUGGCUUUAGAAAGGUACAAAGAAGCAGAUGACAAAGUUACAGAGAUUUAUGACAGAGCAAUUAAUUCUGGUUUCACAGAACCUGCAGACUUUUUACAUGUUUACACAGUAUUUUGUGACUACAAACGUAGAAGAAUCAAUUGGGACGAACCACACACAGAAGAACUUGCCAGUUUCAGAGCCACCAUUCAAAGAGCUAUUCACAGCCUAAAGACUUUCUUUGGAGAUUACCGAGGAGAUCCAUCAACUCUUCAGCAAUAUUGGGCUUCUAUUGAGGUGAAGCAUUGCAAAAAUAUUGAAAAGGCUCGGGAAUUGUGGAACAGUGUUAUGACGCAGGGACACGGUGCAGAGGGACAUAUGUGGAUGGAGUAUUUUCAAAUGGAAAAGGCUUAUGGCAAUAUCAAGAAUUGUCGAAAAGUUUUGCAACGAGCACUUAAUUCAGUCACAGACUGGCCACAAAUGAUUGUUGAUGCAUAUCUCAGGUUUGAACGUGAAGAAGGUACACUGGAAGAUUAUGAGAUGGCUUUAAAUAAAUGUACGGCUCAGUUGCAAAGGCUUCAACAAAGAAAGGCUCUGGUAAGAAGACCGUUUCUUUGA
Molecule: messenger RNA, 1572 nt
Organism: Acanthosepion pharaonis
Lineage: Eukaryota; Metazoa; Mollusca; Cephalopoda; Sepiida; Sepiidae
Source: the annotation of a GenBank genome assembly